CUUCGACUCAACCGCUUCCCGGCGUGUGCGAGCGAGACAACGAAGCUAUCGCUGUCGCGGGCAGCGGGCUGCCGCGGACAGCGGGCCACCGCGGCUCGCCUGCGCAUCCGCGCGCCCCACCGACCAGUCAGCUGUUACACGCCACGACAUACGCCCGCGCUCGCGCUCUUAAUUUUCUUAUUGUUUGCUAUCGACCCCACCAUAUGGUCCUUCUACCGUCACGUUGGACUAUCGCGCAUCGUUAGAACAAAGAAAAAUUCAAAUCGACGGUUCUGCAAGUCAUCGGGCUGUGAAUUUUUCCAAGUUUGUCAUCGUAUCUGCUUCAAGAUAAUCAUCAUCGUGCCAGCAUCCAGUUCUUCGGUGUCUGCAUUUGGACAUCGUGAACAUCGGCGCGGCUGCAAAUUAGCCGUCUAAGCCGUCUUCAACCCAACGGACAUUCGAAGAAUUUGAAAUUGAACUUCACAACGGCUGCAAACAUAUAAUACAUCUUCAAAAUUGUCGUCGUGCAUCGAGAAACGUGAAGAAUCUCCUCAUCACCAUCUUCAUCAGUGGUUUGCGCAACAGAACUGUGAGAUCGUUCCAAUUUUUCCUUUUUUAACUUUAAUCAUCAACACCGUAGUAAAAAAUUAAUUUCAUAUAAAUCAUUUCAUCGCAUUAGUAUUAUUGCACUUCAUUCAAAUCAUUUUAACUUCGACCUUCAUUGAAUUUGCUGUUUCAUCUCUUCAAAAUUCAUUAUUUUUUCUCAUUAUUUAGUUAAUAUUCACUUAGUGCCUAUCAUAGUCAUUCGUCAUAAUUCAUUUAUCAUCGUCAUCUUCUUAAAUCCCAUUUAAUUAAUAUUAUUGUGUUAGUUCCUUUGUUCCUGUGAUUUAAGGUUAGUUCUAUGACUCAUAUUUUCUUCACAGUGACAAAGCAAUUUGACAUUUAGCUAAACGCCUAUAAAAUUGUCAGAGCAAUUCUCGCUUAAACAACUUAGUGCUAUUGCAUCAUUGCAGUAUAUUUGCUAUUAUUUUUUCAAAAGGUACCAGAUUUAUUUUAUAGCUUUUUUUUCCUUCUACUUUUAUCUUGCCUCCAUCUUGCAAUAUCCAUCUUCGUCAUGGCUGAUAUUAAAAGCUUUAUAAAGAAGCGAGCAUCAUUUAAAGCUAAGCUUACGCAAUUUUCUUCUUACUUAAACAUAGCUCAAUCAUGUGAAAAGUUAAGUGAGGUUCAACUCAUUGAAAUUGAACAUCGCCUUAGUACAUUUGAAGGUUUAUAUGAAAAAUACGACAUUUUACAGACGGAGUUGGAGGAAGCGGUGGAUGACCCCAGCGAGCAAUAUACGGAACGGGAGGAGUUCGAGAAGCAGUACUACAGCUUGGUGGCUACUGCACGGCAUCUCAUUGGCAUGGCUCGCAAGCAUCUUUCGAGGGACGCCGCGUUCGAGGUGGAGUCUGGUACUUCUCAUACACAUAAACACACAUCAGUUCGUUUACCCAAAAUUGAUUUACCCAAAUUCUCUGGCAGUUAUCAUGAUUGGUUAGAGUUUAGGGACACCUUCAUUUCCAUCAUUCACAAUAACGAAGGCAUAGACAACAUAAAUAAAUUGCACUAUCUUCGUGCUUCUUUGAAGGGUAGCGCUUCUCUUAUAAUUGAUAAUCUAGACUUUAGGUCUGAUAAUUAUGACGCUGCCUGGAAGUUGCUCUGUUCUAGGUACGACAACAAAAGACUGCUUGUCAAUAACCACGUUCAAGCCAUUUUUAGUGUACAAAAUAUCACUAAGGAGUCAACGCUCGUGGGGGUGACGGAUGCUGAAGGCCGCCCUCAUACUGCUCGAGUCUUGCUGGACAAUGGAAGUACCGCAAACUUCGUAUCUGAAGACUUCUGUCGGAAGCUACGUAUCCCUACUUAUUGUGUUGCAUCUAGAGUUAAAGGCAUAAACAAUCAAUCUUCUGAUUGUUCACAGGGGUGUACACUCUCUUUAAAUUCCCUCAAUGAGGAUUUUGAAGUUGAGUUAGAUUGUCAUGUCAUAGCAAAGGUUUCGUCAUCAGUUCCCAGUACAUAUAUUGACACCCAUAACAUAUGUUUACCCAGUAACAUAGUUCUUGCCGACCCUCGCUUUUAUACUCCAUCUUCCAUAGACAUUUUGGUUGGUGCAGAAGUAUUUUGGGGUAUCAUAGGCAUGAAUCGUAUUUCUCUGGGUAAAAACAUGCCUACAUUAUUAGAGUCAAAAUUAGGCUGGCUCAUAACAGGUGUUGUACAUCAACCUAACAAUUUUUCAAAUAAUUCUUCUUUCAUGCUCACAGAUGACUUGCGGCUGGGCUUGAACCGCUUCUGGGAGCUGGAUUCCAUUUCAUCAAAACACAAACUGACAUACGAAGAGCGAUCAUGCGAACAGAUUUUCGUAGAGACCACAUAUCGUGACACGGAUGGACGGUUUGUCGUUAAUAUUCCCCUUAAAGAAUCCCCUGAUGUGUUAGGUGACUCAUACUCAAUGGCCAAGCGUCGCUUUCUUGCUCUUGAACGUCGUUUAGCCAAAGAUUCAUAUUUAAAACAAUUGUAUGUAAAUUUCAUGGACGAAUAUAUAGAGCUGGGCCAUAUGUCUGAGUAUAGUCACUGCAACACAGCCUCCACACAUCCAAAUUACUUGCCUCAUCAUGGUGUGUUGAAGGAGUCAAAGUCUACAACCAAACUUAGAGUUGUUUUUGACGCUUCGGCUCGCACUACAACAGGUAAGUCCCUUAAUCAAAUUCAAAUGGUUGGUUCUCCUCUACAAGACGACUUACUAUCAAUUUUACUCAGAUUUCGUCAGCAUAAGAUUGUUGUAAGCGCAGACAUCGAGAAAAUGUAUAGAGUCACUCGCGUGAACGACAUACAUAAACCCUUGCAAACGAUUCUUUGGAGGGCAGAACCAACUCAUCCCUUAAAAACUUUUACCUUAAAUACGGUAACAUAUGGUACCGCUUCUGCCCCAUUCUUAGCAACUAGGUGUCUUAUGCAGCUUGCUCAGGAGUGUGAUGAUCCAUCAACACGCUCUACCAUAGAGCACGACUUCUAUGUCGACGACUAUUUGUCAGGUGGUUCAUCUGUUACAGAGACGUUGGACAGGUGUCGGAAUGUCAUAGCUGUUCUUAAAACAGCAAAGUACAAUCUGCGGAAAUGGCAAUCUAAUUCUCAAGCUGUACUUUCUGCUAUUUGCGAAGAUCAGGUUAGUUCUGAUUUAGUAAAUCUUAGCGAAAAUGAGCUGUCUAAGACUCUAGGGCUAGGCUGGAGGUGCUCCACUGAUACACUCUUCUUCUCCAUCCACCUUAAUCCGAACAUUAUCGUUACGAAACGUCAAAUCUUAUCAACAAUAUCACAAAUAUUUGAUCCCAUGGGCUUAGUUGUUCCCAGCAUUGUAGAGGCAAAAAUAUUAAUGCAGAAUUUGUGGCUGUCAGGUUGUUCCUGGGAUGAACCUGUUCCUGAAGAGGUCCAACGUACCUGGAGUGAGUUUGUGACCACUCUACCUCUUCUAAACGAGGUCAAAAUACCCCGGUGGGUCACUUGUGAAUCACUGGCGUCCUUACAGUUACAUGUCUUCACUGAUGCCUCUGAAAAGGCGUACGGUACAUGUAUAUAUGUUCGCAGUACAUCAGUAAGCGGGGAGGUUCGUGUUCAUCUUCUUACAUCUAAAAGCAAGGUUGCUCCUGUCAAAUCUACAACUAUUCCCCGCCUCGAACUCUGUGCAGCAUUAUUAGGUUCACGUCUUUACCUAAAGGUUCGCCAGUCACUUACAUUGAACUUUGACGACGUAUACUUUUGGUGUGACUCUACCAUAGUUUUGGGCUGGUUGGCUGCAUCACCGACGCAGCUCAAGACUUUCGUUCGGCAUAGAGUCUCCGAGAUACAGGAAACUGCGGAGGGGAGGCCUUGGCGCUACGUACCUUCUCUUUCUAACCCCGCAGACCUCUCUUCGCGUGGACUCAGAGCGGACAAACUGUUAUCGUCUUCGUUGUGGUGGUCAGGACCCCAAUUCCUUCUCGAAGACACAUCUUCCUGGCCUCAGUUUCCAGAACAAAAUCGCCAAGUUUUAAAUCUUCCUGAGAUAGUUUCUUCACACCAUAUUGACAUUCGUACUACAACUGAAAAUAUUAUUAAUUCAUUAUUUCCUAAAUAUUCUUCUAAUUUUUAUGCUUUACAACGUAUGAUGGCAUAUUUAUUACGGUUUUGUAACAAAUGUAGGAGAAGGUCUUCGGCUCACGGCCCACUCACAUCUACAGAAUUACAAAAUUCAUUACAUUUUCUUUGUACAUUGGCUCAACAGGAGUCGUUUCCUGAAGAGUAUUUCUUACUGUCCACAGGCAAACAACUGCCUGCUAAAAAUAAACUUCUUUCCUUAUCUCCAUUCUUUGACAGAAACUCUAACUUAAUUCGUGUUGGAGGUAGGUUAAGUAAUUCGUUCUAUGACUAUGAUGUUAAACAUCCUAUUCUCUUGUCUAGCUCUCAUGUAAUUUGUAAAUUAAUAUUCAAUAUGUACCACACACGCCUUAUGCAUCCAGGACCUCAGCUAUUACUUGCCACGAUUCGUCACCACUAUUUUCCGAUUGGGGGCAAGAACUUGGCUAAAACGGUUACACAUCAAUGCGUGAAAUGUUGCAGGAUCAAAGCAAGUACUAUCCAACCUAUGAUGGGCAAUCUUCCUGAGCAACGGUUACAUCUUGAGUUUCCCUUCUUAGAUUCAGGGGUCGACUAUGCUGGACCUAUCAUGAUAGCUGAUCGUAAGGGACGAGGGUGUAGACUUGUUAAGAGUUUUAUUUGUGUGUUUGUAUGUCUAGCCACCAGAGCCAUCCAUCUCGAACUCGUAUCGGACCUUACAAGGGAGGCUUUCUUGGCUGCCAUGAACCGUUUUAUUGCUCGUAGGGGAAAACCACGUAACAUUUUCUCCGACAAUGGCACAACGUUUGUCGGUGCUUUCAAUGAGUUAGCUAACUUACUUUCACAGGACUUAAACUUUAGCACUAUUGAUCCAGGAAUUAACUUUUCCUUUAUUCCUGCGUAUACUCCACACUUUGGCGGAUUGUGGGAAUCCGCUGUCAAAUCGACAAAACACCAUCUCAGAAGAGUUCUAAGUUUGACCAAUUUAACCUUCGAAGAGAUGGCAACAUGCUUAAUUCAAGUGGAGGCCAUCUUGAAUUCAAGGCCCUUAACUCCACUUUCCAACGACCCCUCAGACCUCACUCCUUUAACUCCAGCCCACUUCCUUAUUGGACGCUCACUUAUUUUGUUGCCUCAUCCACAGAUCGAGAGGGCCAACGUCAACCAUUUACAACGGUUUCGCCGCAUCGAGUUCCUGAAACAACACUUCUGGGCUCGUUUCUCUCAGGAAUACAUUGUGUGGCUGCAGGAGAGGACAAAAUGGCGCCAAUCUUCGGGAGAGCUGAAGGAAGGAACUCUCGUUGUCAUUAAAGACAAAAGCUUACCGCCUCUACUCUGGCUUUUAGGACGCAUCACACGGACGCUUCCUGGCAGGGAUGGCAUAUCAAGAGUCGCCGACAUCCGCACUCGUAAGGGUGUCAUUCGGCGAGCGUUCAACACCAUCUGCCCUCUACCUGUCUCUGUUGAAGACUCUUCAACCGGGGGAGGAUGUUGAGUCUUCGACUCAACCGCUUCCCGGCGUGUACGAGCGAGACAACGAAGCUAUCGCUGUCGCGGGCAGCGGGCUGCCGCGGACAGCGGGCCACCGCGGCUCGCCUGCGCAUCCGCGCGCCCCACCGACCAGUCAGCUGUUACACGCCACGACAUACGCCCGCGCUCGCGCUCUUAAUUUUCUUAUUGUUUGUUCGUAUUCAUAUUUCUUAUUUGUAACAGUCUGAUAUUUCAUUAUACUCAUUUUUAAUACAGUCCA
Trichoplusia ni (cabbage looper) is the source of this 5857-nucleotide messenger RNA. RefSeq lists its product as uncharacterized. Lineage: Eukaryota; Metazoa; Arthropoda; Insecta; Lepidoptera; Noctuidae. Gene Ontology annotation, molecular function: nucleic acid binding. The transcript is spliced from 4 exons. Gene Ontology annotation, biological process: DNA integration. The coding region runs from base 1094 to 5602 and encodes 1502 amino acids. The record is from RefSeq and is a predicted model, not a curated record.